Molecule: messenger RNA, 3328 nt
Organism: Sciurus carolinensis (gray squirrel)
Lineage: Eukaryota; Metazoa; Chordata; Mammalia; Rodentia; Sciuridae
Gene: Kyat3
Product: kynurenine aminotransferase 3
Exons: 15
Coding region: 501-1763 (420 amino acids)
Biological process (GO): biosynthetic process
Cellular component (GO): cytoplasm; mitochondrion
Molecular function (GO): L-kynurenine:2-oxoglutarate transaminase activity; pyridoxal phosphate binding
Source: RefSeq, a predicted model, not a curated record
CCCUCCACCCCUGAGGAAUCCCCGCUACUAUAGUCCGGGAUCCGCCAACCUCGCAGCCAAUCCGGGAUCCGACUCUAUCCCUCCUGUCUCCGCCUUGACGUUCAAAUCCUUUCCAGCAUUCUGCACGCCCCUGCGGGAUUGGAGCCCUGAGGAGCGAGCAUGUUUUUGACCCAGAGGAGACUCUGUUCCCUUGGCUCUAGAACAAAAUUUCUAAGGACAAUUUAUUCUUCAAAAAUCCUUGGAUUCUCUACUUCUGCUGUUGGUAUCACUUAUCACAGACUGACAAAUUAUUGUACAUAUUCUGCAAUGUCACCAAAAAAGUUUUGGAGACUGAAAACCAAAGAUCAAAGCAGAGUCAUUUCCUCCCAAGGGCUGUGAGGAAGAAUGUAUUCAAUGUCUCUCCUGUCUUCUGGGCAUUUCCUGGCAGUCUUUGGUAUUCCUUGGUUUGUCAGAAGCAUCACCCCACCCCUGCCUUUACCUCAUCCAAGGUUCUCAGGGAAAUGUCUUUGAAAUUCAAAAAUGCAAAACGAAUUGAAGGACUUGACAGUAACGUAUGGAUUGAAUUUACCAAGUUGGCUGCUGAUCCCUCUGUCGUGAAUCUUGGCCAAGGUCUUCCAGAUAUAUCCCCUCCCUCCUAUGUAAAAGAAGUGUUGUCAAAGGUUGCAUUGAUGGAUAGCCUGAAUCAGUACACACGGGGAUUCGGUCAUCCGUCACUUGUGAAAGCUCUAUCCUGCCUAUAUGAAAAGUUGUAUCAAAAUCAAAUCAAUCCAGAUAAAGAAAUCCUUGUAACAGUAGGAGCAUAUGGGUCUCUUUUUAAUGCCAUUCAAGGAUUAAUUGACGAAGGAGAUGAAGUCAUAAUAAUGGUCCCUUUCUAUGACUGCUAUGAGCCCAUGGUGAGAAUGGCUGGAGCAACACCUGUUUUUAUUCCCCUAAGAUCUAAACCUGUUGAUGGAAAAAAAUGGUCUAGUUCUGACUGGACAUUAGAUCCUAAAGAACUGGAAAGUAAAUUUAAUUCCAAAACCAAAGCCAUUAUACUAAAUACUCCACACAACCCCUUUGGCAAGGUGUACACCAAAGAGGAACUCCAAGUAAUUGCUGACCUUUGCAUCAAAUAUGACACACUCUGCAUCAGUGAUGAAGUUUAUGAAUGGCUUGUAUAUACUGGAAAUAAGCAUUUAAAAAUAGCCACGUUUCCAGGUAUGUGGGAGAGAACAGUAACAAUUGGAAGUGCUGGGAAAACUUUCAGUGUGACCGGUUGGAAGCUUGGCUGGACCAUUGGUCCCAAUCAUUUGAUAAAACAUUUACAGACGGUUCAACAAAACACUGUUUACACUUGUGCAACUCCUCUACAGGAAGCCUUGGCUCAAGCUUUUUGGAUUGACAUCAAGCGCAUGGAUGACCCAGAGUGUUACUUUAAUUCUUUGCCAAAAGAAUUAGAAGUAAAAAGAGAUCGGAUGGUGCAUUUACUUGAAAGUGUUGGCCUGAAACCCAUAGUUCCUGAUGGGGGAUACUUCAUCAUAGCCAAUGUGUCUUCACUGGAUGCUGACCUCUCUGAUAUGAAGAAUGAUGAGCCUUAUGACUAUAAAUUUGUGAAGUGGAUGACUAAAAAUAAGAAAUUAUCAGCCAUUCCUGUUUCAGCAUUCUGUAACUCAGAAACUAAACCACAGUUUGAAAAGUUUGUGAGAUUUUGCUUCAUUAAAAAAGACAGCACACUGGAUGCUGCUGAGGAAAUCAUCAAGGCAUGGAAUAAACCGAAGUCUUGAUGUGUACAGACUGUGCUGAGGGUUCCACUACAUGGCCUAGUAUGAACUUGUUACUCAGGGCUGCCCCCUGCUGUGUAUUGAAAAACAAAUAUUUCAAUACAAAUGAAUUUAAAUAAAUAUUUUCAUUGUUUUCCAAAGUUAAGCUCAUUGCUAACAGUAUUAAGGAGAUCUAACAUUUUUUUAGUUGGAUUGUAUUAAAACAGCUUUUAUCAUUUUAUGAGAGUCAACCCAACAUAGUGGAUGAGAACUGGGAGAUACUUUACCUGCUAAACCUCUGUUUCAUUUUCCUCAUUAAAAAAGAGGAGUAGAAAUAGCAUCAGCUUCACAUGGGGAUUGUUUGUGAAGAUUGAUGGCCUAAUCUAUGUAAAACCUGGUAAACAAGCUCUUGUAACAGUAGCCAAUUUUAUUUCUCCAUUGUGUAAAAACUCCUAGCCAGUUACACCCCUCUGUCCCAUAUCAUUAUGCACCUGACAUUCUCUACCUUUCAUUUACCAAUGCCCUAGAACUUUGCUCUAUUCCAAGUACUGCAUCAUUUGGGGUGGCUUUGUGGACAAGCUAGGUUUUCUGCAUAUUGACCUCUUCACCUCUGGUCAUAUUCACCUCCACUCCACUUCAGCCACCCACUCCUUUGGGCACACCUUGAGGCUUUCACCAUUCAGAGAUAUUUCAACUUUGAGAUAAUAAGUUCAUCAUCUAUAACUACCUAUCCUUCCAGCUCAUGUUUGUGUGCUUAUGUAUAUUCUCUCUCUCUCUGUGUCUCUUUCUGUGUCUCUCUCUCUCUCUCUCUCUCUCUCUCUUUCUCUCUCUCUCUCUCUCUCUCAUUUCUUUAAACUUACUACAAUUUCAAAUCCACCAUUUCUCAAAAAAUGAUCCAUGCCCUUCUUACAUAAAAGUCAACCAGGAUGUGUAUUACAAAUAGAUUCUGGUGCUCACCUCAGACUUAGUGAAUGAUAAUUUCAGGAUCUGGUCCUUCCAGAUCUGCUUCUUACAAAGGUUAAAGUUUGAUAAUCACUGCUAAAAUCCAUAGAAACUUCCAUUUUAUUCCUAGUGGUGCUCUUUUAAUCUCUACUCCCUUCCUUGCCUAGCUUAGAUUUCAUUGUUCAUCACUUUAGCCAAAAUACUUUUGCUGCUUUGAAUUAUUGCCCCAUUGUUCUGACUUACUUACCUGGUCAAAGAAAAACUAAAUAACCCUGAGGUUGAAGUUCCAUGCCUGCACCUGGGAUGUUGAGCACUACUGAGGCAAAUUGCACAAUUGGGCAAGUUCUAGCAACCAUGAAUUCAUGUCAUUAACCUAAACUAGACAUAAUUCUGUGCUCUUGCAAUGAGCUCUCUCUACCUGUUACCACAGCAGCAAUUCCUAAUAUUCCCCCAUUCUUCAUAAUUAAAAAAAAAAAAACUAACCUCCCUGUCCUCCUACCUUAAAGCCUACCACCAACCAGCACAAUCCCAAUGUAGCACAUGACCUCAUCUGUGUUUGUUGGGGGGUGGGGGAUGGAACAGGAAAUGGAAAAACAAAGUACAGAACAGCACUUCCUCAUGGGGUCCAAUCAGUAACUCUGAUUUAU